UGGGAUAUAAUCCUCCGCCGGUUGGUGGAGAAAGCGAAGCUGCUGCUGCUGCUUCUUCUUCUUCUUCUUCUUCUCGGCCGCCGCCUCCGAAGCGAAGGGUUCCAUAGUUAGCGAUCGUUAGAAUUCGAGAAGACGAGAGGGGGUCGAAUGCAAAGUAGACUUCCCCGGAGAGCACAAUCCGUGCCGUGCACGCUAUAAAUAGUAGACGCUUGUCUGUUGCCGUUCUCUUCUAUCGGGGGAAGAAGGGGGUUUCGUAACGUUCUCGGAACGCUAAUCUUGGCUGCGGGGACGGAGUGCGGUUGUGCUCGAUCUGCUUUUGGUUGCUUUGUUGCGGAUGCCCCCUCUCGAGCUCCGUAUUAGAUCUCACCCGAUCGGCUCCGUUGCAUUGAGCUAUGGCACCAGGUUCAGGUCUAGAGAACGAUAUCUUAUGAGAUACUAUUGCUCCAACACUGUGUUUGUGUUCUAAACAUCUGUUCUGAAUUCAUCCAGUAUUUGUGAUAAUAACAAAUAUCUUGAAACUUUGCUUGCAUAAAUAAAUGCUCAAGUCGGUCCCACAGCACACAGUCACGUCACCAAGGGGGUCCCUGCAUCAAUUUGUUCAUCAAAUGAGCCUCAAACAUUCUGUCAUGGAAGCUAGGCAGAAGAUGUCCUUAUCUGCCUUUCCUGAAAAAAGAGGCAAGGUAAAAUCUUUGCAGCAAUCGGAUGCUCAUGUGACCAGUGACCAUCCUUUGAAGCUUAAAGAACACAGAUUAGAUAUUGGAGAUGAAAAUUAUGAUUUGUUGGGAUAUGAAGUUUACUCUGGGAAACUUGUUCUAGAUAAUAAAAACAAAAGCACAACUGCUGAUGAACAAAUUGGAUCAAGGAUUGGAAACUCUGAUAGUAUUGAUGCAAAGCUUUCAAGCAAAGCCCUAGCUUGGGGUUCCCAUGUGCUACAUGUUGGCGAUGUCAUAUCAGUUUCAUAUACUGCUUGUUUCCGACAUUUUACUGUUCAUGCAUACCCUCUCAGAAGAAGAUCAUGUGGUCUUUCUUGUUUUGUGAAACCUCAAAGAUAUCAAAAAGAUUUUUGUUUUGUAGCAUCUAAUCCAGAGGAAGCCGUAAGGUGGGUCCAGAGCUUUGCAGAUCUCCAAUGCUACAUAAACUGCUCGCCGCAUCCAAUAGUGUCUUGCAAGAAGCAGUCUACAAAUGUAGUGGCAUCUGAGCCUCUGUAUGCCAUUCCAUAUAUAAAAUGCAAAAGUCAACCAAGGAUAUUAGUGAUUUUGAAUCCUCGUUCUGGGCAUGGUUGUUCAAGUAAAGUAUUCCAUAAUAAAGUUGAGCCAAUUUUUAAGCUUGCAGGCUUUGUAAUGGAAGUGGUUAAAACAGAAUAUGCUGGUCAUGCAAGAGAACUUGCUUCCACUGUAGAAAUCAGCACCUACCCUGAUGGAAUAGUAUGUGUUGGAGGAGAUGGCAUUGUGAAUGAGGUACUUAAUGGUCUUCUGAGCAGAGAUAACCAGAAGGAAGCACUUUCUAUUCCAAUUGGCAUCAUUCCUGCUGGUUCAGACAAUUCACUAGUCUGGACUAUUUUGGGGGUCAGGGAUCCUAUUUCUGCUGCAAUGGCUAUUGUAAAGGGUGGACUGACUUCUACUGAUGUUUUUGCUGUUGAAUGGAUUCAGAGUGGAGCUAUUCAUUAUGGGUCAACUGUUUCAUACUUUGGCUUUCUUAGUGAUGUUUUGGAACUCUCGGAGAAGUAUCAAAAGCGCUUUGGUCCAUUACGCUACUUUGUUGCCGGCUUUCUCAAAUUUCUGUGCUUGCCAAACUAUAGCUUUGAAUUGGAGUAUCUUCCCAUGUCGAAGAAAUCAGAAAACCCUGUGGAAGAGGUUUUUGAAGAUCAAGGCAGAGCUGAUAUGUCUGAGUUUUAUGCAGACAUAAUGCGCAGGUCAAGAAAAGAAGGAAUACCAAGGGUUUCAAGUUUAUCCAGUAUUGAUUCAUUGAUGUCUCCAAACAGAACACCUAUUGAAGAAAUAGACACUGGGGGUAGAACACCUGCUUGUAGUGAGCCAUCUGAUUAUGUUAGAGGAAUCGAUCCCAAAACGAAGCGCCUUUCCUCAGGAAAAGGCAACUUGGUGACUGAGCCAGAUGAAGUACUUCAUCCUCAACCUCAUCUUUCUACCAACUCUAACUGGCCAAGGACCAGGUCAAAGUCAAGGACAGAUAAAACCCGAGUUGACCUGAGUGGUGCAAAUGAUACAAGGGGCACGAGAGCAUCAGUGAUGCUGUAUGAUAAAGAAGAUAAUUCAUCCACAGUUUCAGAUCCUGGACCAGUCUGGGAUGCUGAACCAAGGUGGGGCACAGGACCAAAAUGGGAUGCAGAACCCAACUGGGAAGUUGCGAAUCCUGUUGAAUUGCUGGUGCCACCAGUUGAUAUUGAACUAGGAUCAACGAAGGAACUGGUCCCAAGCUUGGAGGACAAAUGGGUUGUCAAAAAGGGCAGAUUUCUAGGUGUUCUUGUGUGCAACCAUUCCUGCAAAACUGUUCAGAGUUUGAGUUCUCAGGUUGUGGCACCGAAAGCUAUACAUGACGACAACAGUCUAGACUUGUUGUUAGUUGGUGGAAGUGGGAGGUUAAGAUUAUUAAGAUUUCUCAUUUCUUUGCAGUUUGGUAAGCAUAUAGCCCUCCCCUAUGUGGACUACAUCAAGGUUAAGUCAGUGAAGAUUAAGCCUGGGACGGGCACUCACAACGGUUGCGGUAUCGAUGGGGAACUUCUUCGUGUUAAAGGACAGGUUAUGUGUUCUUUGCUUCCGACCCAAUGCAGACUCAUCGGCCGCCCCGCCGAAGAUUGUAAAUAACUCUAUAUCUUAAACUCUGAGAUCUGGAUUUCUAAGACGAAUUCUGACCUGCAAGCAUCGAGUCGAAGAAACAAACACUGUUCCUGAUGUUCAUAUGUGUGAGUGAUCUUUUCUUUCUAAAUCCCCGGAACUUUUGUUGUAUGCUUUCCUGUUGUAUUACGAGCAUAGCAUUCCCUCCCUCCCUCUCUCCCUCUCUUUCUUUUUCUUUUAUUUAUUUCAUUUUUUCUCGGUUUUUGUAUAAACAACUUAUUAUUAUCUGCUAAUAUCCAGAUGCUUCUGCUGAUUGCAUU
This is a messenger RNA of Zingiber officinale, 3112 nucleotides long. RefSeq names its product sphingoid long-chain bases kinase 1-like. Lineage: Eukaryota; Viridiplantae; Streptophyta; Magnoliopsida; Zingiberales; Zingiberaceae. The transcript is spliced from 9 exons. Gene Ontology annotation, molecular function: kinase activity. Gene Ontology annotation, biological process: sphingosine biosynthetic process. The record is from RefSeq and is a predicted model, not a curated record. Gene Ontology annotation, cellular component: intracellular membrane-bounded organelle; cytoplasm; membrane. The coding region runs from base 537 to 2822 and encodes 761 amino acids.